Dovyalis caffra is the source of this 432-nucleotide messenger RNA. Lineage: Eukaryota; Viridiplantae; Streptophyta; Magnoliopsida; Malpighiales; Salicaceae. The record is from the annotation of a GenBank genome assembly.
AUGGAUACGGUGCCACCAGGUUUUCGUUUUUACCCAACGGAGGAAGAGCUGGUCUCAUUUUAUCUGCGUAACAAGCUUGAAGCAAGCAGAGAUGUUCUGCUACGGGUUAUGGACCGUCUUAUACCGCUAAAGCAAGAAUUCAGUUUGUGUCGGGUGUACAAGAAGUCCAAAUUCGUGCGAGCAUUUGAUAGACGGCCAUUAGGAGUGGAGACGGGUGAGAAAAUGAGAGCUCAAGCAGCCCACGGUGCUGAUGAGGCCACAACAUCCCAUCAAAACCCUUCAACGGUGCAGAUAACAUGCUCGCAUGAUAGUUCAUCCUUAGAAGACCAUGGUCAGCCCUUCCAAACUGGAGAAAGUAGCAACGUGGCAAUCAUGGAUGUUGAUACUGAACCUAUUUGGGAUUGGGCGCAAUUAGAUUGGGAACUGAAGUGA